Psilocybe cubensis is the source of this 606-nucleotide messenger RNA. RefSeq lists its product as uncharacterized. The transcript has a single exon. The coding region runs from base 1 to 606 and encodes 201 amino acids. The record is from RefSeq and is a predicted model, not a curated record. NCBI's taxonomy places the organism in Eukaryota, Fungi, Basidiomycota, Agaricomycetes, Agaricales, Agrocybaceae.
AUGCUUCUCGAAUCCGUCUUCGUUGCCGUCCUGGGCUCUCUGGUGUCAGCUAACACCAGCAGCAUAUGGAGUACCACAGAUAAUGUCUACACGACAAGUGGAUGGAGCACUACAGACCGCGUUAUCACAACAAGUCAAUGGAGUACCAGUGACAAAGUUAUCACAACGAGUCAAUGGAGUACCAGCGACCGCGUUAUUACAACCAGCCAAAGGAGUAUCAGCGACACUAUUAUCACGACCAGUCAACUACCUACCUCCGAUCGUGUCAUCACCACAAGCCAGUGGUCCACCACCGACCGCAUAAUUACAACCAGCAAGACUAUUUCACCUUCACCGCUUCCCACCACUAGCAACCACUCCGCUGUCUCGAUUGCCAAUUCUACAAAGACCACAACACGAACCACAUCAGACGCUGUCUUUACAACGAGCAGUGGAAUUGCUAUCGGUGCAAAUCUUGCUUCUUCAAGCAUCGGGGGUGACGCGCCAUCCAGUUCCCAGCCUAGCAGCGCUGCCCAACUGAGUCCGGAUUUCAAUCUAAUUUCAGUGCUUGCUGUUGGGCUUUACAUGGUCUACGGCAUUGGUGCAUCUGCUUUCUCGCUUCUCUAG